AGACAAUGGCCUGGAGGAGAGAGGGUGAAUACAAAAUGGGGGUCCAAGAGGGAACCCAUCUCCUACUGGGCAAGGGCCACCCAAGACCUAUGGGAGGGAGGAGGAUUCCUCUUUGAGCCCCUUUGCAGAGAUGGGUAAAAACGGUUUCUUGGUCUUGUCCCUACACGGACACUGAGCCCCUCCAAAAUUGCCCAUGAAGGGAGAACUUCAUAUAGUCUGACUCAGACGGGCUACGGAGAUUGAUGGGGUUGCUGAAGAGCGUCUUGGGAUCACUGACUUGGCUCUGUGGACCGCUGGGAAGUGCAGUUCUUUCUACCGCACUCCCGAGGAAGCUCCCAUGGGCAGAGCCGGAUAAUCAGAAGGGCAUAUCCUGAAGACUUCUACACCCAGAUGAUGGAUGAGUGCUACCAGAUAUGGGCUCAGCUGGAGCAUGAGGCUGGGACCCAAUUACACAGGCAGACGGGGCUACUGCUGCUGGGAAUGAAGGAGAAUUCAGAAUUAAAAACGAUCCAGGCUACUUUGUCUAGACAGGGCGUGGAGCACCAGUGCCUUUCAGCUGAGGAGCUGAAACAACGUUUCCCCAAUGUUCUGUUGGCUAGGGGAGAAGUGGGGGUCUUGGACAAGUCCGGAGGAGUUCUCUAUGCAGACAAGGCCCUCAGAGCCCUGCAGGAUGCAAUUCGACAUCUGGGAGGCCUAGUGUGUGAUGGACAGAAGGUGAUGGAGAUAAAACCGGGGUUCCCAGUCACGGUGAAAAGUACGGCCGGGAGCUACCAAACCAAGAGCUUGGUCAUCACAGCGGGCCCUUGGACCAACCAGCUCCUCCGUCCCCUGGGAAUAGAGCUGCCUCUGCAGACCCUGCGAAUCAAUGUGUGUUAUUGGCGAGAGAAGGUUCCCGGAAGCUACGGUGUGUCCCAGGCCUUUCCUUGCUUCCUAGGCCUGGGCCUCAGCCCAGCUCCCCACCACAUCUACGGGCUGCCCUCCGGAGAAUAUCCAGGGCUGAUGAAGGUCUGCUAUCACCACGGCAACAAUGUAGAUCCUGAGGAGCGGGACUGCCCGGAAGCAUUCUCAGACAUCCAAGACGUCCAGAUCCUGGGCCGCUUUGUCAGAGAUCACUUACCUGACCUAGAGCCCAAGCCUGCCCUUUUGGAGCCCUGCUUGUACACGAACACCCCUGAUGAGCACUUCAUUCUUGAUCGACACCCAAAGUAUGACAACGUUGUCAUCGGUGCUGGAUUCUCUGGACAUGGAUUCAAGCUCUCCCCUGUUGUGGGGAAGAUCCUGUAUGAAUUAAGCAUGAAAUUAACGCCAUCCUAUGACUUGACACCUUUUAGAAUGAGCCGCUUCCCCGGCCUGGGCAAAGCCCACCUCUGACCCCUGGCCUGUGCCUCCUUUUUGUACACUGGAGCCGGGAAUAAAGCCCUCUGGCUGUAACAUGCCCUCGUGUUCUCCUGCCUCUCUUGAGUCCCCUGUCAACGCCGCAUGAUUGAAUCGACCUUCUCUCCCUGGCCAGCUCUCCAGUCCUCACUACUUUUUUUUGCUUCCGGAAGGUCAACCAGAUAUUCCACAAUCACAGAGUAGCGAGGACCUUUGAGAUGGCUGUCUCGAUAAGGAGGACGCGUAAGGAGUGGCUCACGGGACCAAAGCAGUUGUUAAAAUUCUCUUCGCUGAGGCAUUUGAUAAACCUGGGGUGGAUGCGACUAACGCUGCCCAGGGGAGGGCAAACAGAACGAUGUGUAGACCGCUGCUGCCCUUGGAGUUCCUUUUGCGAAAGCUGGAGCCACCCUCCAUCACAAACUCCCAUAAAAUCUGGCUCACCUUGGGUGCACAAUAAAUGUUUGUUGGAAAAAAUGUGUUGAGCAAACAAAUAAAAAGCUGCAUUGCACUAAA
Messenger RNA from Neofelis nebulosa (Clouded leopard), 1887 nucleotides. It is a transcript of the gene PIPOX, whose product is annotated as pipecolic acid and sarcosine oxidase. Bases 391 to 1371 code for a protein of 326 amino acids. The record is from RefSeq and is a predicted model, not a curated record. Gene Ontology annotation, molecular function: L-pipecolate oxidase activity; flavin adenine dinucleotide binding; sarcosine oxidase activity. The transcript is spliced from 8 exons. Lineage: Eukaryota; Metazoa; Chordata; Mammalia; Carnivora; Felidae. Gene Ontology annotation, cellular component: peroxisome.